Lolium rigidum is the source of this 1988-nucleotide messenger RNA. RefSeq lists its product as uncharacterized. Gene Ontology annotation, molecular function: protein binding. The transcript is spliced from 2 exons. The record is from RefSeq and is a predicted model, not a curated record. NCBI's taxonomy places the organism in Eukaryota, Viridiplantae, Streptophyta, Magnoliopsida, Poales, Poaceae. Bases 1 to 1206 code for a protein of 401 amino acids.
AUGAGUUCGUCUCGCCGGCGCCGCCGCCUCUCGCCGCCGCCGCCGCAGCUGCCCGAUGACGCCAUCCGAGACAUACUCCUCCGCACCCCGCCGGACGACCCCAGGCGCCUCGUCCGCGCCUCCCUCUGCUGCAAGCCGUGGCGACGGAUCCUCUCGGAUCCGAUCUUCUGCCGCACCUACCGUGAGCUCCACCGCGGGACGCAGCCCUUGCUCGGAUUCAUCCACAACAAGGGCAGCGCGGAGAAGCCGCACCACUGCGUGCUGGUGCCCACCACCUCCUUCCGCCCGCCCGGCGGCACCCACCGCCGCAACUGGAUCGUGCUCGACUCCCGCCACGGCCGCGUCCUCCUCUACAGCUUCCCGCCCAAGCCGGACAUCCAGUUCGUCGUCUGGGACCCCAUCACGGACGAGCAGUGCCGACUCGUCCUGCCCGAUUUCACCCACGGCUCCUGGAGCGCCACCGUGCUCUGCGCCACGGACGGCUGCGACCACGUCGACUGCCACGGCGGGCCCUUCCUCGUCUUCUUCGCGGGGCUCGACAGGCUCGCCUUCGCUUCGGUCUACUCGUCGGUGUCCGGUGACUGGAGCGACACCGUCUUCGUCGACUAUCCGGAUGCCGCCAUGGAGCAGUACCCUGGCAUGGAGUACAUGAGGUUCAUGGACAGCGGCCUCGGCUUCACUCUUCUACAGGGGAAAACUGUCUACUUCCCUUGCAAUAUGAGCAACAGAAUCCUCGAGUACAACAUUGCCGAAAAGCGGCUGUCGGUGAUCGACACCCAGUUCCACGAGUACUACCAGUGGCACGCUGUCCUCGUCGCCGUGGAAGAUGAUGGCGUGCUUGUGUUUGCCGGCUUGGAGGAUUCAACCCUCCACAUGUGGUCAAGGGAGGCCGGUCAAGACGGCGCUGUGGAGUGGGUGCAACGCAGGGUCAUCCAUCUCGACAUGCUGGUGCCCCGUCCUGGCUGCUGCAGCACGCCCGAUUGGGAUGGCAUGUCGGGUGGCCUAUUGGUUGGAUCCGCAGACGGCGUCAUCUUCCUCAGCACACAUGCUGGAUCAUACACCGUUGACAUUACUUCAGGCCAAGUCAGGAAGUUAACCAACAUGAGAUUCACAGACAAAAUCAUCCCCUACACCAGCUUCUACACUCUAGAUCAUUCUAGGGGCAUAAAGCACCACUGCCUUGAACAUGCUAGUUCAUCAACAUGACCUGGUUGCCAUUUUGGUGGACUUGCCUUCGUUUGUUGGUAAGGUUAGGCAUGGAUGCAUGGUUCUGAAUUCCUAUUUGCUUCUGACAGCUCUGCCUAUGCACAUCUUAAUUCUCAAAGAAAGUGCACACAUGAAGGUUGGACCAUACUCUGAUGCCAGUCAACAUUUUAUAGCCUGCUAUAACCUGUUGAAAAUCCAUGAUGAUUGUAGUGACUACUAUAAAGAUAUGUUCAAUGUGAUCUUCCUAUGUGUAUCUAUGUCCAGUACUAGGUUUGCAACUGGUAGGUUUUCGCCAGACAUUUCUACUUUUUGGGUACUUAACCUGACUAGGUUUCUGUUUUGUUGGUCUAACCGUUCUGAUAUCUAAUUUUGUUCUGAAGGUUCUGCAUGCGUCCUAUGCAUGUCUCUGUGUGAAAGAGAAUGCGGACAUGAAGGUUGAACCAUCCUCUGUUGGUGGAAGUCAAAAUUUCAGACUGUGCUAUAGUAUGUUGAGUCCUGGAUAUGUACAAGGCACUCUAACUGUGUGUAUCUAUAUCCAGUAUGCUCCUAACCAGCCUUUAUCUUCGAGACAAGUGGAGUUUUUGGUAUGCAACUGGACUUUGUUUCAGGUAACGGCAGCGUUCAAGUGAGUGGGUAAUCUCUGUUUGUCUGGUGUAACUGAAUUAGCUGUAAGACCGUUAAUUUGGUCAUGGCGUGUGGUUUAAUUGUUUGCACUCUGCUGUAAUUGAGCCUAAUGACUACCUAGACUGAUAUGUUAAAUGAUGUCUGGAGGCUUAUUUUUU